ACCUUGAUCACGAACCGUGUACCUCACAACUAAGGUACCUCCAACUUUUCGAGCUGCCCACCGUAUGAACCCGCCUCCGCGAUAGCACGCCCUUUGCGAUGGCCGGGCUCAACUAUGUCACCUUUAACCAGGACCACAGCCUGCUGGCAGUCGCGACCACGAGAGGCUUGCGAGUGUACAGCACCGAUCCCUUCGAACUCACGAAUUACUCCCAUGAAGAGGACAUCUCUCUCGUCGAGCAGCUCUUCUCCACCUCGCUCGUCGCCAUGAUCCUCACACCGCGAUUACUACGGAUAGUCAACACGAAGCGAACACAAAAACACUCGACAAUAUGCGAGCUGACAUUCCACGGAAUGGUCGUGGCUGUCAAGAUGAAUCGGAAACGACUGAUCGUCAUGCUGGAAGAGGUCGCAUUCAUCUACGACAUCAGCAACAUGAAGAUGCUGCACCAACAAGCUACACCACUUAAUCCAGGAGGCAUCUGCGCGAUAUCGCCCAACUCCGAGAACAACUACCUUGCCCUCCCGCAUUACUCAAAGAGCGCCCCGAAUCCUCAUACACAAUCCUCACACGUACCGAAAUCGAUCGUGAAAGAGCCGAUAAACGGAGAUGUCCUGUUAUACGAUCUCAACAAGAUGGAGGAAGUCACAGUAAUCCAGGCGCAUCAGGCACCCUUGUCGUACAUCGCGCUCAACAACGAUGGCACCAUGAUGGCAACAUCUUCAGAAAAAGGCACAGUGAUCCGCGUCUUUUCAAUACCAGAUGGGAAGAAGCUAUUCCAAUUUCGACGAGGAAGCAUGCCAGCAAGGAUAUACUGCAUGAGCUUCAACGCGACCUCUACACUCCUCUGUGUUUCUUCCGCGACAGAGACCGUCCACAUCUUUAAACUCGCACCUCCCGGCAGCAAUCCUUUGAAUGGAAGUACCGGCCGUCCGAUCUCUCCGCCCUCAUCCCCGAACCGCCAAGCCUCCUUCUCCUCAGCGCGGGAUCAAUCAGAAAGCCCCACCUCCGACCGCCACGGCUCACCUGAAGACCUCACCGGCGACCCGCUCGCCCUCUCCACUUCCCGCCAACCACGGCAAGCAGGUUUCAUGUCCAUGGUCCGGCGGACUUCGCAGAACGUCUCCACAUCCUUCGUGUCGCGGGCAGCGGGCUACCUUCCCAGCUCUGUAACAGAAAUGUGGGAACCGCAACGAGACUUUGCUUGGGUCAGAGUGCCGAGGGGUGCGAAUGGACAGCCAGUUAGAUGUGUGGUGGCCAUGGCGAGUGGAGCGCCGCAUGUGAUGGUGGCCACAAACGAGGGAGACUUUUAUGCGUAUAGUGUGGAUUUGGAGAGGGGUGGGGAGGGGACGCUGGUGAAGCGGUUUGAGUGA
Molecule: messenger RNA, 1373 nt
Organism: Zymoseptoria tritici IPO323
Lineage: Eukaryota; Fungi; Ascomycota; Dothideomycetes; Mycosphaerellales; Mycosphaerellaceae
Exons: 3
Coding region: 99-1373 (424 amino acids)
Biological process (GO): autophagy of mitochondrion; protein lipidation; protein localization to phagophore assembly site
Cellular component (GO): fungal-type vacuole membrane; phagophore assembly site membrane; cytosol
Molecular function (GO): phosphatidylinositol-3,5-bisphosphate binding; protein binding; phosphatidylinositol-3-phosphate binding
Source: RefSeq, a predicted model, not a curated record